CUUCUCGGAGAGGAUGCCCGGAGCGGCUGCAGGGACGGCGGCGACAGGAGCAGGCUCGUCAGGAGCAGCAGCAGCGGGGAUGCUCCCGGCUCAGGAGGCGGCCAAGAUCUACCACACCAACUACGUGCGGAACUCGCGGGCCAUCGGCGUGCUCUGGGCCAUCUUCACCAUCUGCUUUGCCAUCGUCAACGUGGUGUGCUUCAUCCAGCCGUACUGGAUCGGGGACGGCGUGGACACCCCGCAGGCGGGCUACUUCGGGCUCUUCCACUACUGCAUCGGCAACGGCUUCAGCCGGGAACUCACCUGCCGGGGCAGCUUCACGGACUUCUCCAGCCUGCCCUCGGGAGCCUUCAAAGCUGCAUCCUUCUUCAUCGGGCUCUCGAUGAUGCUCAUCAUCGCCUGCAUCGUCUGCUUCAUCCUCUUCUUCUUCUGCAACACAGCCACCGUCUACAAGAUCUGUGCCUGGAUGCAGCUGACCUCGGCUGCCUGUCUCGUCCUGGGUUGUAUGAUUUUUCCUGAUGGCUGGGAUUCAGAUGAGGUAAAACGGAUGUGUGGUGAAAAGACAGACAAGUACACGCUGGGGGCUUGUUCAGUCCGCUGGGCAUAUAUCCUGGCAAUUAUUGGAAUCUUGGAUGCCCUGAUCCUCUCAUUUCUGGCAUUUGUGCUUGGAAACAGACAAGACAGCUUGCUAGCAGAGGAGCUCAAGUUGGAAAACAAAGAUGAUGGAAAUGCUUAAAACAAGUUAAGGUAGUAUGACACAGACUAACUCCUACUAAGCCAAUCCUCACUAGAAUGAGCACAAAACAAAAUGAAUAACAGCUUUUGUACAUCAACAUUAAAAUGGGAAGGAGCUUGGGAAAGCCUCUGACAGAGAAGAACGCUGACGAGUGCAAAAAUGCCUGAUGGAUAAGCACCACCUUCUAAACAUAGAUCAGCCAGACGUGGAAGUGAUUUUCAGAAGAGAAAUGCAAUCAUGGAUUACACACCAGCUCAUUAGAAACUGUUGCUGAAUACAGCAUCCAGAAGACAUGCAUGAAAAGUCACAUUUGGGGAAUAAAUUAAAAGGGGUGUAGUUGUUGCUAGAUAAACAUAUGUAAUAUAUAUGCAUUGAAGAGGUUUGUAAAUGUCAUUUUUUUUAUUCGGACGGAAAGCAAAAAGCUUUAAAACCUUUCACAGUAGAGAGGCAGUUAACUCCAGACUAUUCUUAUCCCAGUAGCCAAGAAGCUGAUAGGACAUCUCUCUUUAAUAGCAUUCAUAGACUCCGAAUGUUUCCAUCACCUAGUGGAAAAAGCAUAACUUUUACUGCUACAUUGCUGCACUUCAUUUACUUCACUGUAUAAUAAGUUGACUAAAACUGUAAAGCUUCUCAAUUUUUACUGCAUAUGUGUUCCAAUUAAUCUGUCUGUAACAAACUUAAGACUCAAAAAUUGUUUCUGACCUAUAUUCUAGUUCUAUGAAGCAUAUAUACUAUAAGGUAUGUCUGACUGAAUAUCAUAAUACUAUAAUUUCCCAAGAUGCAGAGAAUUGUUUGCAUUUGAAGUGACAAAAUAAAGGCCCUUGAUUUCCUUUUUAAUAGGAGAAAAUAAUUUAUCCCUUAAAUGUAACAAACAGCUGAUCACUCCAGGGGCAUUUCUGUUCUUCUCUUUGUUCUGCCACGUAGCUGCUGAGCGGUGCUCUCUGGCCUGUGCUAACGCCAGUCCGAUCAGAUGAUCUAAUGAGCCCUUUUGGCCUAAAGUUCAAACUCAAUAAGCCCCUGAGUUUAAACUCAACACAAAAAUUAAGAGACUAGUAAGCAAAUAAAUAUUGCAAAUAGCCAUGUGAGGGAUGGGUGCACGGAGGCCCAGGGUGCUGGUGGGGCUGGUGAUUCUCUCCACAGGGGCUCAGCGGGUCCCAAAGGACACUCUCACUUCCAGAAGCCACUGAGAAGUAAAACAGAAGUAGGCACAGAAUAUGAAGAAAGAUCUCACAGCAAAAUGCCAAGCACCAGGCACAGAGCAACAGAGGGAAGCAGGGAGCCCCUCUCCUCUGCUCCUCUCCAGCACCUCCCAGCAAAGCAGACGUCUAUCCUGGCUCAGGUCUGGGCAUGUCUUCUGCCCUCUCCUGUGUAUCACAGAUGAAUCCAGCCCAAAAUGAACACUGCAGUGCUAGUUUCUUCAGGUUUUUUUAAGCCUGUUGCUUCAUUCUUUGGCUUUCAGGGGAAAUGGCUAAAAUAAUAGUUAAUUGCUAAAGUUGAUCCCCAGUAAUGCAAUAUGCUGAAGACAUGAGGUAACUAUGAGUUAAAACUGCUUUUUAACUAUUGGCUGCACAACACAAAUUAUUCUGGAAUUUAGUGCAUGAAUCUCAGAAAAUUUAUUUUACUUUUGAAUAAAAAGUUAUCUUUAAGCAGACUGCCAAUAAACAAACACAGGGAAUUAGAUAACUCUUCUAACUACCAAGGCCCCAAUGUGCUGCUGCUUGUCUUAGAAACUGAAUGCUGAAUGUGGAUGUCGGUCAAGUAAAUUUGUGUGAAUCUGGGCAGCAUUAAAAACAAACAAACAAAUAAAGCAAAAAAAGAAACCCACCACUUUUUUUAAUGCAAAACUGCUCUUGUAUCUGUGGGUAGAAAACUCUCCUGAAUUCUACAGGACCAGUGUUAGAUCUGGUCAAAAACCCCACCCAAAUCAGUCAACCACCAUAAACACAGUUUCAGUACCUGCUGCUGACCCAAGGUAACGGAAGGUAAAAAUCAAGCAGUUUACACAUGAGGCUGCAUAAACGCAUUAAGGGCCCACUUCAGACAGGUUUUUAAAUCUGUGAUUAGUCCAACCACUGUCAGCUGGAAAACGCACAUCCUUAAGAGCCGGGCGCAUUCAGGAGUCCCUGUUAAAUUGUGUCUCAGUGAAGCCCAUCCUCAUUCACUGCUCUUGUCGGCUCACAGUCACACUCACACCUCAAAGCCUGUGAAAGGGUUUGCUAUCUGGAUGUGCUAUUGUAUCACCAUCUUCAUUUGCUCCUUGAGUUUACCUCUACCCCACAUUAUUGCAGUCACGGCACUUUUGCUGUGACAGAAAUCACGGAAGCAGGGUUUCUCUGUAUUAUAUUAUUUUGUUUUGCAUCAUGGUGAUGGUGUAAUGUAAAAGCCCUUUUAAAUAUACACAAACAUUUCAAUAAAAGUGUCAUCUCAAUACAUCACAAUCCUGUCAGGGCAGCUCAGUGAAUAUUUACCAUUUGUACACAGUCAGAAGGAGAGACGUACCAGGAUGUACAUCAUUAAAUGUUGAUUCAGUAAGAAUAGUAUGUUUUAUCCUUUUAAAUGUUACCACUUUCCCAUCCCACUAUUGUAACUUGUCAAUUGUAAUUUUUUUUUAGGUCAACAAACUGUAAAGAAAACUGUUGAAAUACCUGAUUUUCUGUAAAAAAUAAUAACGACAAUAAUUUUUGUUACUUUAAAGUAUGCUUGGUAUUAAAUUACCUAAUAAAGUUCAACAAUGAAUUUUGUAGCAUACUAAAA
Molecule: messenger RNA, 3490 nt
Organism: Myiozetetes cayanensis
Lineage: Eukaryota; Metazoa; Chordata; Aves; Passeriformes; Tyrannidae
Gene: LHFPL3
Product: LHFPL tetraspan subfamily member 3
Exons: 4
Coding region: 14-736 (240 amino acids)
Biological process (GO): sensory perception of sound
Cellular component (GO): plasma membrane
Source: RefSeq, a predicted model, not a curated record